ACUUGGUCCCCAUAGUUAUUCACACCACCAAUUGGCAAACCUUUGUAAUCGCCGGCAAUCUACUAUAAAAACCACAAUCCAACACUAUUUGUCACCAAUGGUUCAACUCAUCUUGUUAAUGGAUCUUGUUUUUUUGUAGAAAACAAUAGAUCAUGGAUAGAUUGAUAAGUUUGGAACCAUCUAAUGUUGUUGUCAUAAGAAUUGAACAUGGUCAAAAGUGUUGUGGUGAGUUAACUUUGAAGAAUGUUAUGUACACCAUGCCGGUGGCUUUCCGGCUGCAGCCGGUGAACAAGGAGCGAUACACGGUUCGACCGCAGUCGGGGAUUAUAUCUCCUUUGACUACUUUGAGGGUAGAGAUUAGUUAUGACUUCCAUCAAAGUGGUCUACCAAGGUCAGUUCCUUAUUGUGAUGACUCUUUCUUGUUGCAUAGUGUGGUGGUUCCUGGUGCCGCGGUUAAGAACCCGUCGUCGACCCAUGAUUCGGUCCCGAAUGAUUGGUUUACUGCAAGGAAGAAGCAAGUGUUUGUGGAUAGUGGGAUUAAGGUUAUGUUUGUUGGGUCAGUGGUGAUGGCUAGUCUUAUGAAGAAUGGAUCCAUGGAUGAAAUAAGAGACGUGUUGGAAAAAGGCGAUCCUAGUUGGCGAGCGGUUGACUCUGUUGACGAUGAAGGUCAAACAUUGCUUCAUUUGGCGAUUAGUCAAAGUCGAGCCGACCUGGUUCAGUUACUGCUCGAGUUUGAACCAGAUAUAGAGGCUCGUAACCGGUUAGGUAUGAGCCCACUCGAGGCUGCUUCAGCCUCGGGUGAAGGUUUGAUUGUGGAGCUCUUACUGGCUCAUAGAGCCAGUACAGAGAGGUCAGAGUCAUCCACAUGGGGCCCAGUUCACCUAGCGGCUCAUGGGGGCCAUGUGGAUGUUCUGAGGCUCCUUUUACUUAAAGGAGCCGACGUGAACAUGCUUAGUAAAGACGGGGACACCGCUUUACACAUGUCGGUGGAGGAGCAGAGACGCGACUGCUGCCGCCUGCUCUUGGCUAGUGGCGCACAGACGGACAUCCGUAACUCCCAUGACCUUGACACUCCAUUGCAUAUAGCCGCGGCUCUCGGAGACGAUUACAUGGUCAAACUUCUGCUCCAAAAGGGUGCUUACAAAGAAAUCCGAAACCGAUCCGGCAAAACCGCAUAUGAUAUCGCGGUCGAGCGGGGACACACGAAGCUUUUCGACGCACUCGGGCUCGGCGACAAGUUAUGCAUAGCUUCAAGAAAAGGUGAAGUGAGAACCAUUAGAAAGAUUCUCGAAAGCGGAGGCGUGGUCAACGGGCUGGACCAACACGGAUGGACCGCUUUGCAUCGGGCCUCAUUCAAGGGCCGGGCCGAGGUGGUCAAAUUCCUGAUUGAAAAAGGAGUUGACAUUAAUGCAAGAGAUGAAGAUGGUUACACAGCCUUGCAUUGUGCUGUUGAAUCUGGACAUGUAGAUGUGUUAGAACUAUUGGUCAAGAAGGGUGCUGACGUGGAAGCACGGACCAAUAAGGGUGCGACACCUAUGCAGAUCGCGGAGUCGUUGAACUACUCAGGGAUCAAAAGGGUUCUUGUUCAAGGUGGUGCUAGCAAGGAUGAGUUGACUCAGAUCAGUAAAAAAAUACCAGCAUUUGCAAAUAAAAGUGGUGGUAGAUUAGACAAGAAGAAGACUAGAGCAAAAGCACUUCGUGCUAGUUUUGAUCAAUCUUCUGGACAAUUGGUUGCAAUUUAAAAAACUCUAAAACAUUUGAAUUUCUGAUGAUUAUGUUUUGUUAUAUAGGGUGGUAGAAGAAACUCAUAAAAUGUUAAUUCUUAUAUGAAUCUAAAGAUUUAUGAUUGUUUUGUGGUAAGAUUCUUGAGCUUUGUUUGUAAUAUGGGGAACUAAAAUCACCCUGAACACUUUUGUUUGGAGCAUGUAUACACAUUAUGUACU
Messenger RNA from Helianthus annuus (common sunflower), 1943 nucleotides. RefSeq names its product protein VAPYRIN. NCBI's taxonomy places the organism in Eukaryota, Viridiplantae, Streptophyta, Magnoliopsida, Asterales, Asteraceae. The coding region runs from base 153 to 1742 and encodes 529 amino acids. Gene Ontology annotation, molecular function: protein binding. Gene Ontology annotation, cellular component: ciliary inversin compartment. Gene Ontology annotation, biological process: protein localization to ciliary inversin compartment. The record is from RefSeq and is a predicted model, not a curated record. The transcript has a single exon.